AUGGACCAAGCGGCCACAGCGCUGGGCAUAUCAAGGUCUCGUGGGGUCGUUUACAUUAACCAGAAGCUUGAUGUUCUCAGCGCCAUGUCGAAUACGUUUGUGGUGAUGCCCUCGGAGCAUGAGGUCAAUGCCAUUGAAGAUGGAGUUUUCGCGAUCGCCGGCUUUCCUGGGACUAUUGAUGCCGUGAAUGGUACGCUCAUCAGGAUUGCGCGCCGCCACGAUUUUGAAGGGUGGUAUUGCCGCAAGAACUAUCCUGCAUUCAAUGUGCAAGCUAUCGUCGGCCAUUGCGGUCUCUUUCGGUCAAUAUCGAUCCGCUCAGGGUCGAAUAACGGCCAGUAG
Messenger RNA from Phytophthora sojae, 339 nucleotides. RefSeq lists its product as hypothetical. The transcript has a single exon. Lineage: Eukaryota; Oomycota; Peronosporomycetes; Peronosporales; Peronosporaceae. The record is from RefSeq and is a predicted model, not a curated record. Bases 1 to 339 code for a protein of 112 amino acids.